Tripterygium wilfordii is the source of this 2011-nucleotide messenger RNA. Its product is annotated as ADP-ribosylation factor GTPase-activating protein AGD5-like. The transcript has 11 exons. Bases 212 to 1669 code for a protein of 485 amino acids. Gene Ontology annotation, molecular function: GTPase activator activity. The record is from RefSeq and is a predicted model, not a curated record. Lineage: Eukaryota; Viridiplantae; Streptophyta; Magnoliopsida; Celastrales; Celastraceae.
UGUUGUGAUCUCUCUUUCUCUCUUCUUCUUCUUCUUCUUCUUCUUCUUCCGUUGAUUUCUAGGUUCGAUUUUGUAUAUAAUCGGAGAGAAACGCGGAGAGAGAGAAAGGGGCGUUGAAAAGACGAAACUGACCUCCUCCUCAUCUCUCUUUGCCGUCUCUGCUCUCUGAAUCAUUAUCCGAGGAGACUCUGAUUGUUUGGACGGUGUCACCAUGAACGAGAAGGCCAACGUAUCUAAGGAGCUUAAUGGCAGGCACCGAAAGAUUCUGGAGGGGCUUCUUAAAUUGCCAGAAAAUAGGGAAUGUGCUGACUGCAAAACCAAAGGUCCAAGAUGGGCUAGCGUGAAUUUAGGCAUCUUUAUAUGCAUGCAAUGUUCUGGGGUCCACAGAAGUCUUGGGGUUCACAUUUCGAAGGUACGAUCUGCGACGUUGGAUACAUGGCUACCAGAGCAAGUUGCAUUUAUUCAAUCAAUGGGAAAUGAAAAGUCAAAUAGUUAUUGGGAAGCAGAGUUACCCCCAAACUAUGACAGAGUAGGGAUUGAGAAUUUCAUCCGUGCAAAGUAUGAAGAGAAGAGAUGGGUUUCCAAAGAUGGGAAGCCAAACUCCCUGCCUAGAGGGCAGGACGAAAGGGCUUCAGUGCAUUCGCAGAGACCUGGGGAAAGAAGUGGGCAUGGGUAUGCCAGCAAUCCAGAAAAUUCGUAUGAGGAAAGAAAAAACCUUCACACUCCAAAUGUAAAAGACAGUGUUCCUGCUACAAAAAUUAGCAUGCCUGCACCUCCCAGGGGACCCAAUCAGGUUGCUCCUGUAUCAAAGCCUCAACAAGCUGUUGAGACAACAGAUUCACUAGUGGCUCCAGCCGAGGUGACAAAGAAGGCUGCAGAUGCUGCUUCAGCUGUCUCUCACCCUAAAGUUGACUUAGCUACUGACCUUUUCAACAUGCUUUCCUUUGAUAGUCCUAGUGAAAAUGGCUCAGAGGCUGCUCCAACGGAUGAUAAUUCUUGGGCAGGCUUUCAGUCUGCCUCUGCUGAAGAUGCAUCACCUGCUGAAAAUGCUAGUCCAGCUAAAGCAGUUGAGAAUAAUACCCGGUCAACAUCUGCAAUUGAGGAUCUAUUUAAAGAUACACCACUAUUUACAACUACACCAGUUGCAGAGAAACCCCAAAAAGAUGUGAAAAAUGAUAUUAUGAGCCUUUUCGAGAAGUCGAAUAUGGUGUCACCUUUUUCCCUGCAUCAACAACAACUUGCUAUGCUGGCACAGCAACAGUCCCUUCUCAUGGCCGCUGCAGCGAAAUCUGCUGUUGGGGACCCGAAACUCUCUGGAAAAAUUCAACAACCUGGAUCCAAUGGUGUCAAUAUGCCUACUCAAAAUUGGCCAAACAUUGGCUACCAAAUUCCUGGAAUGAUGAUGCCAGUAGGUGGAACUGCUGAACUUCAGAAACUUAUGCAGGCAAGUAACAUGGGACAGGCAUAUUCAACGGGGACUUCUGUCGAAUUACCAACGUCCAGCUUUUACUCUAUGGGCCAAGUAACACAAAGUAAUGUUGUGGGAAAUAAUGCAGUCAAUGCGACUCAACCAGCACCACCAAUACUAUCUGCAUCUCCAUCUCCAUCACAGUCGGCGAAGGAUUAUGAUUUUUCCUCAUUGACACAAGGGUUCUUUUCAAAGCACUGAGUUGGCCUUGUCAUUGGUAUUACUGCCUUUCAUCAUACAAUACCAAAAUAGUUGUUGCAUGAAAAUCGCAUUUGGAAGUUUCUUUUCAAGUAUUUGGGAGCUGUAAACUAUUAUGUAGUGAGCAUUUACAGUUUUUCCUUUGAUGUUUGGGGUGGGUGAUGGUUCAUUUGUAAGAGUAGAUGGAGUAAUAAAGAUGGGGUAGGAAUUGUUGGGAUAAUUUUUUUCCCUUCUUAUUCUAGUUUCUUUGGCCAAAUUUUUUUUCCUUCUCAUUUGAUAUGUAUGCAUGUUUGAGCCAGUUGACUAUGCAUCAUGUAUGAAAAUGUGUAUUGAUUGCACCCAAAA